Molecule: messenger RNA, 1797 nt
Organism: Nerophis lumbriciformis (worm pipefish)
Lineage: Eukaryota; Metazoa; Chordata; Actinopteri; Syngnathiformes; Syngnathidae
Source: RefSeq, a predicted model, not a curated record
AUGAUGAUCAUAAGCAGAAAGCCAGAGGGCCCGAUAUCAACAGUACGUCACGGUGAUGGUCUUUACGACUCCUACAUGAGGACGGACCACAUCCUGAAAGAGGACACGGACACGAGCAGUCCUUCUGGCCUGCCCCCCAUGCCCAAACACACAGUAAUCAGUAACAAGGGUGUGAUGAGGGAUCAGAUCACUGUACGAGGCGGCCAGCUGAAGGUGAAGUAUCUGUACGAGGACUCCGCCAACAAUCGCAAGAUCGGCGGAAUCGCCGCGGCCCAGAACGCCGGCCAGACAGCCAGUAAACCGGCACCGGCCACUGCCGUGUCCAAGGAUCACAGCGUUGACAGCUCCGAAUCCAGCAAGGGCUCCAACGACAACUCCGGAUCUCACGGAGUCGCCAACGGAGGGAACGGUACCAAGCUGUGCGGCCCCCUCACGCCGGAACAGGCCGUGAGACUGUACCGGACUCAACUGACCGGCCUGGAGCAGAGCGAGAUCCACUCUUACCCGGACGUCUACUUUGUGGGACCCAACGCCAAGAAGAGGCCCGCCGUCACCGGGGGAAGCAACAACUGCGGUUAUGACGACGAUCAAGGCGGUUACAUCAACGUCCCCCACGACCACCUGGCUUACCGCUACGAGUUUCUGAAAAUUAUCGGCAAAGGCAGCUUCGGUCAGGUGGCUAAAGUGUACGACCACAAAUUGCAGCAGCACCUGGCUCUGAAGAUGGUCCGCAACGAGAAGCGUUUCCACCGGCAGGCUCAGGAGGAAAUCCGCAUCCUGGAGCACCUGCGCAAGCAGGACCGCAACGGCACCAUGAACGUGGUGCACAUGCUGGAACACUUCACCUUCCGCAACCAUAUUUGCAUGACCUUUGAGCUGCUCAGCAUGAACCUCUACGAGCUGAUCAAGCGCAACAAGUUUCAGGGCUUCAGCUUGCCUCUGGUCAGGAAGUUCGCUCACUCCAUUCUGCAGUGCCUGGAAGCCCUGAGCAGGCUCCGAAUCAUCCACUGUGACCUCAAGCCUGAGAACAUUCUGCUCAAACAGCAGGGACGCAGCGGAAUCAAGGUCAUCGACUUCGGUUCCAGCUGCUUCGAACACCAGCGCGUGUACACCUACAUCCAGUCUCGCUUCUACCGAGCUCCCGAGGUGAUCUUCGGCGCUCGCUACGGCCUGCCAAUCGACAUGUGGAGCUUCGGCUGCAUCUUGGCCGAGCUGCUGACGGGCUACCCGCUGUUCCCGGGGGAGGACGAGGGAGACCAAUUGGCCUGCGUCAUGGAGCUGCUGGGCAUGCCUCCUCAGAAGGUUCUGGAGCAGGCCAAACGAGUCAAGACUUUCAUCAACUCCAAGGGCCACCCCCGCUACUGCGGGACCAACACACUGCCCACGGGGGCCACCGUGCUGACGGCGUCCCGCUCCCGCCGCGGCAAGUUGAGAGGACCCCCGGCGAGCAAGGAGUGGAACGCGGCGCUCAAGAGCUGCGAGGACGCCACUUUUAUUGACUUCAUUAAGAAGUGUUUGGACUGGGACCCCUCGUCCCGUCUGACCCCUAGCCAGGCCCUCAGACACCCUUGGCUCUACCGCCGCCUGCCCAAACCGCUGCCCGGAGCCGAGAGGAGCCAGGGGGCGGCCGUCAAGCGGCUCCCCGAACACCACUGCACCUCUUUCCCUUCCAUCGCGGCCAAGGGCGGCUCCGGCCUCGGUACCGCCGCUAGUAACAACAAACUCAGGAGCAACAUGUUGGGAGACGCGGGGGAGGCCGUACCUAUUCGCACGGUCCUCCCUAAACUGGUCACUUAA